Molecule: messenger RNA, 1665 nt
Organism: Fraxinus pennsylvanica
Lineage: Eukaryota; Viridiplantae; Streptophyta; Magnoliopsida; Lamiales; Oleaceae
Source: the annotation of a GenBank genome assembly
AUGGCGAGUGUUGAUGAACCACUGUAUCCAAUAGCAGUAUUAAUAGAUGAGUUGAAAAACGAUGAUAUUCAACUGCGGCUGAAUUCCAUUCGCCGACUAUCUACCAUUGCGCGUGCCCUUGGGGAAGAGAGAACACGGAAGGAAUUGAUCCCAUUUUUGAGUGAGAACAAUGACGACGAUGAUGAGGUUCUUCUCGCUAUGGCGGAAGAGUUGGGCGUGUUUAUUCCUUACGUUGGAGGGGUGGAGCAUGCCCAUGUAUUGCUCCCACCUCUGGAAACACUGUGCGCUGUGGAGGAAACCUGUGUCAGGGACAAAGCUGUGGAGUCUUUGUGCAGAAUCGGAUCGCAGAUGAGGGAAAGUGAUUUGGUUGAUUAUUUUAUUCCUCUUGUGAAGAGGCUGGCAGCUGCCAAUUAUGCCAAGAUGAUAUGCCAAUGGUGUGUCAGGGCUGCUGCGACAAACUUGGGGAAAUUUGCUGCCACCGUUGAAGCCACUCAUCUCAAGACUGACAUCAUGUCCAUGUUUGAGGAUCUUACACAAGAUGACCAAGACUCUGUUCGUUUACUUGCUGUUGAGGGCUGCGCUGCUCUUGGCAAGUUGUUGGAGCCUCAAGAUUGUGUUUCACAUAUUCUCCCCGUAAUUGUCAACUUUUCACAGGAUAAGUCUUGGCGUGUACGUUAUAUGGUUGCUAACCAGUUGUACGAGCUUUGUGAAGCGGUGGGACCUGAGCCUACUAGGACGGAUUUGGUUCCUGCUUAUGUGCGGCUACUUCGAGAUAAUGAGGCAGAAGUACGUAUAGCAGCUGCUGGUAAAGUCACCAAAUUCUGUCGGAUUCUUAACCCUGAACUUGCUAUUCAGCAUAUUCUUCCAUGUGUGAAGGAAUUAUCAUCAGAUUCAUCGCAACAUGUUAGGUCUGCUUUGGCUUCCGUUAUAAUGGGAAUGGCCCCUGUAUUAGGAAAGGAUGCAACAAUUGAACAACUUCUUCCAAUAUUUCUCUCCCUUUUGAAGGAUGAAUUUCCAGAUGUACGCCUUAAUAUUAUUAGCAAGCUCGAUCAAGUCAAUCAGGUUAUUGGAAUUGAUUUACUUUCUCAAUCUUUAUUACCAGCUAUUGUUGAGCUGGCAGAAGACAGGCAUUGGAGGGUUCGACUUGCCAUCAUAGAAUACAUACCUUUAUUGGCUAGUCAAUUGGGUGUAGGAUUUUUCGAUGAUAAGCUGGGUGCCCUUUGCAUGCAGUGGCUACGAGACAAGGUUUACUCUAUCCGAGAUGCUGCGGCUAAUAAUUUGAAACGCCUUGCAGAAGAAUUUGGUCCAGAUUGGGCAAUGCAGCACAUAGUUCCUCAGGUUUUGGACAUGGUAAACAAUCCACAUUAUUUGUACAGGAUGACUGUUCUUUGUGCAAUUUCAUUACUUGCUCCUGUCAUGGGUUCAGAGAUAACUUGUUCGAAAUUGUUGCCUGUGAUUGUUACUGCAUCCAAGGACAGAGUGCCGAAUAUUAAGUUUAAUGUGGCGAAGGUGUUGCAGUCCAUCAUUCCCAUUGUUGAUCAAUCAGUUGUGGAGAAAACCAUCCGCCCCUCUUUGGUAGAGCUUGCUGAGGAUCCUGAUGUUGAUGUCCGGUUUUUCGCCAGUCAAGCACUUCAGUCAAUAGAUCAUGUCAUGAUGUCGAGCUAG